Physcomitrium patens is the source of this 1885-nucleotide messenger RNA. RefSeq names its product pyrroline-5-carboxylate reductase. Gene Ontology annotation, biological process: L-proline biosynthetic process. Lineage: Eukaryota; Viridiplantae; Streptophyta; Bryopsida; Funariales; Funariaceae. Gene Ontology annotation, molecular function: pyrroline-5-carboxylate reductase activity. The record is from RefSeq and is a predicted model, not a curated record.
AGUGCUGUCCGUUUUCGGUUGACCAUCUCUUGGCUCAGUUGGGUUGGAGAAGAGGGCGUUGGCUUCUGCUUAGUAACUCGAAAGAUGUGUCGUAGUCGCGGUGUUGGUCUGCGAUGCGACGGCUCGUGUUUGGGUUUUGGGUUUGUUGGAUAUGAGUGGGGUAGAGUGCUAGAGUUGUGUGUGUCCGGAGGUGAGGUGGAAUUUUUGGAACCUGCUGCCGAGCUUGGCGAAUCGUGACUUGAUUCCACUGCUGUGGACGUCGUUGCCACUGACCUGGGGAGGGGUUUGGAGGUUUUCAACGUGGUUCGGGAAUGCCGGGAAUUGUAGCUUGGCGUUGGGUUGUGCGCUCGGCCUCAGCCUCGCCCGGUUCUUCCUUGCGGCUUGAGAGCUGGCGUUAGGAUUGUGUUUUCGAAUCUGGUGUUGAGUCCAAUUGGAAGGAGAAUUUCAACUUACUGCGUAGUGCAGAGGGUGAAAGUGCAGGAUGCCCUGGUUUUGGAAGCCAGAAUGCUUUGUUUGGACCCUCGCUGCAUGUCUUGUACGCGGAGUUUCGCUAAUUAGUUAAGCACAUGCACAAUAUUACGGAAGGGUUGUCGUAGUUGGCGUUAUCAGCAGAAGCGGUUCUCAAGUGUGGUAGUAGCAAUGGCAAUGGAUUUGGCGGCCAACACACGCGUGGGUUUCAUUGGAGCUGGCCAAAUGGCAGAGGCAAUAGCUAGGGGCCUUGACAGGUCGGGUCUAGUGCCUGCUGACAGGAUGUACGCUUCUGAUGUCAAUGUCAGUCGAACGCAAGUCUUCGAAUCUCUGGGCACCUCAAUCUGCUCGUCCAACAGCAAGCUUGCAGAGAACAGCAACGUGCUUAUUCUGGCUGUAAAACCCCAAGCAGCUGAGAAGGUUGUGACAGAGAUGAGACCAAGUUUGUCGAAGGAUCAUCUUCUGGUCUCGAUAGCUGCAGGAAUACCCAUCAAGAAGUUACAGGUUUGGGCUGGUGACGCACGAAUUGUGAGGGUGAUGCCCAAUGUGAACUGUUUAGUGGGUGAGACGGCCGCCGGAAUGAGCUUAGGAAAAACAGCAACUCCAGCUGAUUCAGACCUUGUGGCAACAAUGUUUGGGUCACUAGGGAAAAUCCAUGUUGUUGACGAAAGGCUUUUGAAUGCAGUAACUGGAGUCAGUGGUAGCGGUCCGGCUUAUAUCUUCAUGGCAAUAGAAGCUCUGGCUGAUGGUGGUGUAGCCUCUGGGCUUACCCGUGAUGUGGCAAUGUCCCUGGCUGCUCAGACGGUGUUGGGAUCUGCAAAGAUGGUGUUGGAAUCCAAGAAGCAUCCCGGCGAACUGAAAGAUAUGGUAACAUCACCUGCAGGAACCACAAUUGCUGGGGUACGUGAGCUCGAGGAGAGAGGCUUUCGGUCGGCUCUUAUUAAUGCCGUCUUAGCUGGAACUAAGCGAGGGGAGGAGCUAGCGGGGAAUUAGCUGUGUUUUCAUGCUUUUGAUUUUUUCAUGAGGUGAAAUUCAUGUGCCGAUGUAUGGUUGUGCUCUACAUAGGCCGAGUAUUUAUUAAUCUAAUACUAGCAUUGUCACCUCUUGGAUCAGUUUCAGCAUCGUUUUGAUAGAUACAAAGACUGCUGUGGACUGAGGAUUCUCGCUUCAGACUCUGUGUCUGUAUUUUCGAAUCAUGACAUGAGACGGUUUAAUCUUCAGUAGGCAUUUGUACCUAUGAUUCGUCGAGCCAUAGAAAGACUCGCAUUGUUGUAAGUUUUCAGUUGGAGGACUUGAGGAGGAGAUAGUUCGUUUACAAGCAAUUAUCUCACUGCGGACUUAGUCUUUGUCAGCAAUAUUCCUUGUUUCGAGGGAAAAUGUAGGUUGUUCACUAAUACAGAUAUUUUUCGAUGUGGUA